AUGAGGUCUAUUCUGAUCAUCACCCUUCUUAGUUGUUUCUGUGCAAUAUAUGAGGCUAAAAUCUUCUCCAAGUGUGAGCUGGCCCACAAGCUAAAGACCAAGGGAAUGGAUGGCUACCAUGGCUACAGCCUGGCAGACUGGGUCUGCAUGGCUCAAUAUGAGAGUAACUUCAACACCCGGGCCUUUAAUGGGAAAAAUGCCAAUGGCAGUAGUGACUAUGGGCUCUUCCAGCUGAACAGCAAGUGGUGGUGCAAAAACAGCCAUCAUUCCUCAGCAAAUGCCUGCAACAUCAUAUGCAGCAAGUUUCUGGAUGACAACAUCAAUGAUGACAUUGUCUGUGCCAAGAGGGUUGUGAGAGAUCCUAAGGGGAUGUCCGCCUGGAUGGCCUGGGUAAAACACUGCAAGGGCAAGGAUUUGUCCAAAUACCUGGCCAGCUGUAAGCUGUAAGAUGGCCAUGGAAUAUGACUUCUGGAGAAGAUGGCCC
This is a messenger RNA of Neogale vison (American mink), 484 nucleotides long. Its product is annotated as lysozyme C, milk isozyme. The record is from RefSeq and is a predicted model, not a curated record. Gene Ontology annotation, molecular function: lysozyme activity. The transcript has 4 exons. Lineage: Eukaryota; Metazoa; Chordata; Mammalia; Carnivora; Mustelidae. The coding region runs from base 1 to 447 and encodes 148 amino acids.